GGUGGGAGUUUGAGGGGAUGAUAGGUUGAGGAAGUUGUCAGUUUCGGCAGGUGGUGGUGGUCAGGGCCCUCCGAUGCAAUGUGAAGUAGAGAAUCUGUUGCUGAUCGUCAAGCCUGCUUUUAUUAGCUUCAUUGGAGAUGUCUCUCUCACAGUCAGUUGUGUGAAGCUGUGUUCACUUGGCACUGUUGGGAAACAAAUCAUGGUAGUUCUGUCAGUAGAUGAUUUCUUCUUGUGGCUAUCAACUGUGUGUUGCUUCAUUUCGAACCAUUCUUUUUGGAUUGUUGUUUUCUAGACCAAAUCUCACAGACAGCCUUUUAAUUUAUUCUGUUCCAUGUGUAUCAAAUAAAUGGAUUUUUGGUAAUGGAAGAUCUGAUGGGUCAAAGACUGAUAGAAAAGAGAUGAUAUCCUCAUCAGUAAACUGUUUUCAGUGAGUGUAUUUAGAUACUGCAGAUUAAUGAUCUUGAACUGAAUACACUGGUCUGCAGAAAAAAAAAAAAUUCUUUAUUGUUUUCAUGCAUCAUAUUUGGUGCUCUUACCACGGAACUUAACAUGCAAAAAAAUACAGCACAUAGAUUUUAAAUAUAAUGUCCAUUUAAUUAAAAAACGAUAUUAUUUUAGUAACAACAGUUGCAAAAAUGUGAAAAAAGACUACAGUCUAAGUUUUACAACGAAAAAUGCUAAUUUUACAGUUACAAGUUAUAUAAAUAUCAGUAUAUUUAUCUAUUUAUCUCAUUAUGGUAAUAUAAUUCAAGUUAUUUUGUAGUUUUUUUUCUUUUUAUCGUUUCCAUCGAAGUUUCUCGGCAAAUCGACCAACAAAAAUUAGCAAGCAUUUAUGCUGACCAUUUUCCAUUUUAGCGUCUUUCAAUAUGCAUAAUACCCUGAUGAAACCUUUCACAAUGCUCAUCUGAUACGGCACCGAGAUUUUCCGCAAAGAAAUCUAAAUGCGAGUCCAAAAAAUGAAUUUUGAGUGACAUAUUGCAUCCUAAAGCUUUAUAAGCAGAAAGAAGCUCUCGUAUGAUUUGUCGGUAGUUGUCAGCUUUUGUAUUACCUAGAAAAUUAAGACACACUUUAACAAAAGCCACCCGAGCUUUUUUUUCCAGCUUUUCUCAACUUCGAAUUGAAAACUUCAUCCCACAUAAGCUCUCGUAUUUGCGGACCUACAAAAAUCCCUUCUUUCAAUUUCGCGUCACUGAUUCGAGGAAAUUUUGUUUUGAGAUAUUGAAAGCCUGCACCAUCCUUGUUCAUGGCUUUCACUAAGUUUUUCAUGAGCCCCAACUUUAUAUGAAGUGGUGGCAAAAAAAUUUUGUCACUUGGCACUAGAGGUUCUUGAGAUACAUUUUUAAGUCCAAGUGUAAAGCUUUUUCUUUGCGGCCAAGUUUUCACUUUGUAAUGUUUGUCUCUUGCGCGACUGUCCCACUCACAUAAAAAACAGCAAAACUUGGUGUAUCCUCCUUGCAAUCCAGUAAAUAUAGCGACAACUUUUAAGUCAGCACAAAUAUUCCAUAGGUAUUGAGAAUAUUUUAUUUUUUCAAGUAAUACCUCCAGAUUUGCAUAAUUUUCUUUCAUGUUUGUUGCAUGUGCUAGAGGCACUGAUGGGUAUUUAUUUCCAUUAUGAAGUAAAACGGCUUUCAAACUAAUCUUCGACGCAUCAAUAAAAAGUCUCCAUUCGUCAGAAUUUUCUGGGAAACUCGGUUCUUCAAGAAGCCCUGCGUCAUCAUUACAAUAUACUAAAUCAUUUUCUUUGGAAAAGUAACUCGUAAAAUCUUCUUGUCUUGUGCGAAAAUAUGAGACACUUGUACUUUUAUCCAACAAAUUCCACUGUUUCAAUCUUGAUCCGAGUAAUUGAGCCUUAGAUUUUGAUAGCCCCAAGUCUCUAACGAGAUCAUUUAAAUCAGGUUGUUUAAGAAAAUAAGGUUCUUUUGAUGGGCUUGAAGAUCCAGAUAAAGCGUAUGAUGAUGAAGAUGUACAGGUAGAAAUAAAACUCGAUUGAGGCUAUAGACCAGAAGUAUUUUUAUUUUCCAUCCUCUCACUAUUGUUUGGAGGUACUGGAGGUGAACUGCCUUCACCACAAGGAAGUGGUCUCUUUGCAGAUGCGAUGUUUGGAUGUACAAUCUUGUUUUUAUCCUCGUGUUGAUGUCAUGCAGAAAUAACAGUCAUUUUCAUGAUUCUGAGGUUCACUCCAAAGCAUUGGCAUCGUAAACGGCAUAGAUUUGUGACUUCCUUCAAGCCAACCUCUCAACGUUCUUGAACAACUGUUACAGAAAAUUUUUGGGAACCAACUUUUAUCCCUCUCAUCGAUAGAGAAUCCAAAAUAAAGCCGAUAAGCUUUUUUAACAAGAUCUGUUAUCGCAUUUCGCUGUGUUUUUAGAGUAAACUCACCACAAAUGUAACAAAAACAGUCGGUAGAAUUCUUACAAGUGCGCGGCAUUUUAUAACCUGACAAUACUGAGGUCACCAUUCUUUUGUGGAAUAAAUUUUGAAAGGUUCUUGUUAUAGAUAUUACAUUACACAAAUAACGAAGUAGCAACACAUUUUUAAGUGCUCAGAUAUACACGUGCAGUCCUCUGACCCUUGUUUUGCUCUGGUAUUUUACCAAAUUGCUUGAGUGUCCAUUUAACACAUGUCACUUCAUAACAUUGAAACAGGAGUAAAAGUUAUCACCGUGUGAACAAGGCUACUAAAAUAUUUUUGUUUGUGCUUUUUUUAAAAAAAAAAAUUAAUUUGCCAGUGUUGCUAGUCAGCCAGUGGUGAAGGCUGGUUUCAAAGAAGAUUUGAUUCUUAUGCUGCGAUAAUGAAAAGUUUUUUGUUUGGUUUCUCGUGUCUUCGCUAUUGAAAUGAAAGGUAUAACAUGAUUGAACAUAACCUAACACACUUAUGUGCUUAUGCAUUAAAAAUGUCACAUUUAGUGAUUUUGAAUUUUAUACUUGACAAAAAUUGUAAUUUACAAAUAAAUUUUUAAAUCACAGUGAUAAAUAAAAUAUUUGUAAUUUCAAUUUUUUGCGACAGGGUGAUUCUGUGUUAAAUUAGCACACACAUUCUACCUGACCUUCUUGGAUUUCAAUAAUUAUUUAGUUUAAAGCUUACCUACAUUAAAGAAAUAAAGAUUUUUUUUUUAAUUUUUGAGAGUGGUUUUUUUAAUUAAUUUACAAAAUUUACUAAAGUAACCCAAGUCAUUUGGAAAUGGUUAAUGUUAGAAAGCCAUGUUGGGCCCCAUUUGUAAGUUUCUUUUAUUGGCUUUCAUAUGAUAAACUACUUGAUAUGGUUUGCUUCAUUAAAAAAUAUCAAAUAAUGUGAUGGAAGUUUCCCAAUCUGGUUUUCUUUAGAAAUGACAAUUUAAUAAACUAAAAAAUUAAAUCAAUAAUUGGUUGUACCAUUAUUAUUUUACUUACUAAUAAUCAUUGUGGGAUCCUUAUGGGUUCAUGAGAGAUGAGGCAUAAUUCUGUGGUAUACGUUAAGAGCAGGUAUUUAAUAGUACCAAUUUUAAUUCAAUUAAUAACUUUUGACCACUCUGAAGUACGAGUAUUGAUAUUUAAAGUACUUGCAUACAAAUACAUUUAUAAAUAAGAAUUGAAAUUGUACUAUUUAUUACAAUUUCUAACAUGCAUCACUUACAUAAAUGAUAAAAGUAUACUGGGAUUCUGUUUUGAAGUGCUUUCAUUGCACCUCGAAUCAAUGAAAGAUUUGUGUGGCUUUGUGUGCUUGGUUGUCAGAAAGAUCAUAUGAUCACCUGUGCAAACCUUGCACUGGAUGUAUGCUGAAUAAAUUCAGAAAAUAUAAGGUGCGGUUGAUUAUCAGUUAUUCAAAUCAAAAUAUCAACAUAACUAGUUAAAACAUAAUUAUGUUAGUUCUUUUCUGUUUGUAUUACAGAUCACAUCACAUCACUGUUGGUUGUGUUUGUUGAAUGCUUUAAAUAGAAAUACAAGUGUGGAUGCUUUCUCUAUGCCUAACUUAUUACGUACUUUAGAAUGCACAAAUCCAUUUGACGAGACAACUCUCUCUACAUUCACUGAAGUAGCUUGUGCUGUAAGUAACCAUUAAACAGAAAAAAACCAUCAUUAAAUUUCUCGAUUUAUUCUGACUUCUCCAUCACUCAUAGGUUGUAACAUGUGACUUUACUCCAUUCUCAAAAAGCAAUUCUUGGAUAGGUAAGCUUUCUGAUUGAAAUUUAACAAUUAAUGGAAGCAGUGAACUAUCGAGUACCUUGAUUUUGGUAACUCAAGUGCUAUGCAUUUUUCUUCUUCAGUCAAAUCAACACCAAAUUAUUUUUUUCUUUUGAAUCCAGCAUAUAAGCUAAAAAAUAAGCAGGUGUAAGUGCCAUAUAAUAUAUAUAUUUUUUUAAUUUAUGUUUUACAUUUUUAUCCUUUGUGGCUUCCAUUUUCAUUCUUCCACACAAGAACUGACUCAGAAAUAGUGCAUGUAUUUUUCUAAACUUCAUCAAGGGAUAUGGCAAUAAGGCUUCAAAACAUAAAGUAAGUCCUCUCUACAUUGUGUUCCAAUGUCAUGUUACAAAUUUGGUUUUGUACUACUAUAUCAAUAGUGUCACGAUGUUCGUCUCAAAUUGGAAAUGGAGUUCCCCAACCUGUAAUGUAUGUCUCAAGGAAAUCUUGCCCUUGUAUUCCUGUGCACUACACUUGGGAGGAUUGUCUGGGACAUGCAUAGUAAAGUGGUUGUUUCUGAAUAACACAUGCUCUCUCACACUUGGAGUGUUAAAGUCAUUUACUUACAAAUUUAAUGUGAUGAUAUUCAAAUUUUCGUUAUCUUCCAAAAGUUGGUGCAUUUUCGAAAUUGGCAGCAUUAUCAGUAGCAACGAAGCGAACCUUGCACCUGGAGUCCUCCUCACACAUUUUUAUAUAAUGUUGACACUUGUACAGCCGCUUCUGCCAGAUAAUUGGCAGUGUGAUCAUGACCAUAUGUGUCAAUUUGGUUUACUAAAUAUACAUUACCCGAAAUGGUCGUAACCGUAGCACAUCUGAAAAAGAAAUGUUUCUCAUAUUAAUUUAGUUCCAAAUUACAAAAGGGGAAAAAGUAUUAUAAAUGAAGACAUUUCAUCUCUUUUAUUAACUCUGAACCAUUAUGGACGACUGGGUUACAUGCUUUGCUAGUGCCAGGUUUUCAAUGCUAAUUGCAUAAAGCUAGGUGCACGCGUGGGAAUUAAGAAUUCAGUAUUAUGCAGCCAGUGCCGCUACUGCACUGUCUUUGAUGCACCAGGACAGUGUUGUGAGGAAUGAUUACAGAAUAAUAUUAAACAUUAAAAAUAACAAUUUUUUUUUUAGGCUAUCAAAGUCAUUAAUUAAAGUCAAACUUCAAUACAAUGCGUGAAAUGUAAACACAGUCUAAAGUAAAAUAAAAUAUGAGCAAGCUUACUGAUGAUAUUAUUAAUAUGGACUUGUUUAAAAUUAAGAAUGAAAACUUCAUAUAUAUCUUAAAUGACUUGGUUUCAUAUUAUUUAAGAAAUGUAGCAAAUUUAACACAACCAUGUUUCUGUUUAAAUCAAGAAACAAUAUUACUCUUGAUGAAUCUUACCUACAUCAUAUUCAUUAUCUUCAACUUGCAUAACUGAACUUUCACAUUUAGAUAGGCGAUUUUUCAUUCUGAGGACUUGACCCUCAAGUUCAGUGCCACAUAUUUGCAAUUGCCCUUCACACCUUUUCUCAACUCUUUAACUUCUUCAAACAAACAUCCCGCUAUCUGCCACUAAUGUUGAACUGAACUCCAGCAAAUAUGCUGACUUAACCACAGAGAGGGUAUUUCCCCACAGGAGGAGUAUUCUCUGUAGAAUGGGUGUUUCCCACGAAUAGGGAUUUACAGUAAAGUUGGGGAUCCCUCUUUAAUAUUUUUAAUUUUAGAUGAGUAUUUAGCAGGGUAUGAUUUAUAACAUAUUAAAAAAAAUUAUUUUUAAUAUACUAUAUAUAUCAUUCAAAUUUAAACUACACUUUAAUAACUAUGAGAUAUCUGUCUGUACGUGUCUCAAUAACCAAAAUGCCCGGUAAGGUAAAAUAUUACUGAUCUAACAUUACUGUUCAGGCGAUAUAAUCACUUAACUGAAAUGAGCGCCAAAUUAAUUUAGUUGUAUUUACCGAAAUCUUCCAAAUAAAUAAUACAAUGUUAAAAGUAAAAUAUUUCAAGAAAAAUAAUUAAAUGUUAAGUAAUUUACAACUAAUUAAUUAAUUGUAUCCAAAAUUAAUGGUUGAUACUUAAAUAAUACAAAAAUAAAAAAAAAUAAUUUGCCAAACAGUAAUUAACCUCAGGAAACAAAACUAGGUCAUUUAAAAUAGCACUAAGACUAAUUAAACAAAAUUUGUCAGGACUUCUGAGGGAAAAUACUAAGUUUAUCAGGAAUAGUUGUGCAAUAGGUAUACGAAGUUAAUCAAAGUUAAAUUUAAAUAAGAACUAUACAAACUUUAACAGAAAUCAAUGAUAAUAUGAAGAAUUUUGUAUACAACUAACCUAUUUCUCAAUAUUAAUCUAUUACUAACUAAACACACAUAGACCUGAAGCAACAACACAUCAUCACCAUACAUACAAUUGUAGAAAUAUCCAAUCAAUACAAAAUCUUCAAAAUAUUAAUUUCUGUAGUCUUUCAUAGCAGUGAACAGAAGCUGCUGAACUUGAAGAAUGAUGGAUUCAGUCCUGUAGUAGUAUACGUUAGAGUUAUUUUAAAAGCAGCAAAAUUCAUCUAGCUAAUCGUCUAUUAAUGUUUUUUUUUUACAAGUGUUAAAUUCACAUUCUUCAAUCUUGAUCCUUAGAUAUUCCUUUGAAUUCGUUGUAGGACUUUAAUUAAUAAAAUGUAUCAUCACAUUACAAAUGACAGUCCUUUUCAGCCUUCUAAAUUCAAUAUAUCUUCCAAAACUCAAUGUUUUUAAUAAUCACUUCCAUUUCUUUUUCCCUGCUCUUGUUCUACAGGGUGUCUACUGGUCACGGAAGUCAUGGAAAAGUCAUGGAAUUUGGGGUAGGGUCACGGAAGUCACCGAAAAGUCACGAAGUUUGGAAAGAGGGCACCGAUUUUUUUUUGUGGAGAACAUAAAUGUGAUGUAACUCGCAAAAACCUCUGGAACACCUGUUUACUUGCCCUCCCUUCGAUAGAGAUAACGGCUGAAAUAUCCAUCUUUCUCGCUAUCUAUCUCACUGCGCCGUCCGUAGUGUUUUUUCUUUGUCAAGUGCAAGCGAGGAGAAAAGAAUACCGAUCGAUUACAUGAUGUAACAAACGUACGAGAACUAUUGUGUACGUACUAGUACAAUGGGACCAUAUAUCUUACCAACAAGAGCAAACCCAAACAUUAAGUGUAGGAUAAUAAUCGUGUUUGUACCACGUGCGAGUAUCAUGGGACGCCCAGGGCUGACAAGCACACUUCGAAAGCUGUUGCGUUGUUAAUUAUUUAUUUAAGGAACAGAUAUAUCGUUUCCGCCCUUUUUUUUAUUCAGUGAGGAUGUAAGGUUUUGUAUGUAGGAAUAUGUUUUUUUUUUUUAAAUAAUGACGCUGUAACUGCUAGACUGGUUCUCACUUUCACCUACGCUUCGAUCAAUGUUGGCAAUAUGUUAUAUGCUUUGCUCUCACAUGAAACAACUGCGUUUGUUUGGAUUAUUCGCGGACGGUAUUUUUUGGUGUCCUUGCAGUUAUAGUUUAUUAUGUUUCAGCCAAACAUAAUUUAUUAUUAAUAAUAUGCCGGCGUACAACAGUUUGGGGAGGUUAAGUUUAUUUUUUUUUGAUUUCGUGGCCGCUACGUUUUAUGACGCAUUAUUUACAAUUAGUAAACGGCCGGCGUUUUUUGUAAUGAUAUUUCUUUGUGAAAGAAGUAGAAAUGGGCCCCAUUCUCACUAAUUAACAAUCGGUAAUUUAUUUUUUAUUAAAAUUACAGUGAGUUGGUUAAGUGUGUAUAUUUUCAUGUAGGCCAAUCUGUUUUAACCGCCCACAAGGCUCAAUAGUUGUAGACUGCCCCACGGUUCACUAUGUUGACAGUUUUUUUAAUGAAUGAAGUGUUUGUGUAACAGUUUUUUUACAAGAUGCCGGGUAAGUGCCACUUCCAAGAGAUGUGGUUGGAAGAAGAAGGAUGGAGAACUUGGCUGAGAAAAGGCAAAGAUAAAUUUUUUGGUUUUUGUUCUCUUUGUAAAAAACAAAUUGAUGUGUCCCACUCUGGUGUGAAUGCAAUAAAAAGCCACGAGAAAGGCAAGAAGCAUAGUGAAUUUUCCAGUUGCCUGAAAUCUGGAAAACAAAAAACUCUGUCUUCCUUCAGAGCUAUACCCAUGGAUACUGACGGGCCUUCCAUGAGUGUUCCUCAGGCUAAUACACCCAGUCCAUCUUUGCCAGAACCUAAGCCUAGCACGUCUGCUUCUAGCCAAGAACAUACUGCUGAACCAUCAAGGCUGUCAACUUUCCUAGUUAAUGACAGUGUGACAAAAGCAGAGAUUGUGUGGGCAACUCACUGUGUUUUCACACAUGCUUCAUCCCGCUCGGGAGAAUUAGCAGUGAAGCUGUUUCCCAUUAUGUUCCCAGAUAGCUCUCUAGCCUCUAAAAUGAAAAUGCAUAAGGAUAAAAUUGCAUACAGCAUAACAUAUGGACUUGGACCCCAUUUUGCGAAAUGUGUGUCACAUAGUGUUCAGAAAAGCCCAUUUUAUGCUUUGUCAAUUGACGAAAGUUUAAACGAUGUUUGCCAAAAGGGGCAAAUGGACAUUGUUGUAAAGUAUUGGGAUGCAGAAAACAGUUGUGUUUGUACAAAAUAUCUGACAUCUGCUUUCCUGGAGCAUUCAAAAGCUGCAGAUUUGCUCAAUAAUCUUAUUGUAUGCAUUGGAGAAGCUGACCUGUCUCUAGGAGGCUUGGUGCAAAUUGCAACUGAUGGACCCAAUGUUAAUUUGAAACUGAUUUCCGACCUGAAAAGUUACAUGAGAUGUACUCUUGACAGCGAAAAAGAAAUCUUGGACUUAGGCACCUGUUCAUUGCACAUUGUAAAUGGUGCAUACAAAACAGCUCAUGCAAAAGUUGGUUGGCAACUUAAUGAGUUUCUUAGAGCACUUUACAGUCUUUUCAAGAACUACCCAUCUCGUCGUGCAGUUUAUCAACAGAUCACUGGCUCCAGAAUGUUCCCGAAAAAGUUCUGUGCCAUACGAUGGACUGAAAACUCAUCUGUGAUGAAAAGGUGCUCAGAAAUUAUUCCACAUCUGAAGAAAUACGUUACAGACAAAGAGAUUGAAAAGAAUCCUCCAAACUCCCAGAACUUUCAUGUGGUAAAGAAGGCCUUGUUGGAAGACCCAGUACUAGAAGCUAAGCUACAUUUCUCUGCCAUGAUAUCUGAAGAGCUGGAAGAAUUUUUGACAUGUUUUCAGAGAAACGAUCCCCUACUGCCUUUUCUUUAUCAAGAAGUUUUCCAGUUGAUGAAGAACAUUGCGAGUAGAGUGUUUACAAAAUCUGCAAUGGAAAAGGUUGUUAGUGCAUCCCAGUUAAAACAUUUGAAUGUCAAAAAUGAGACUGACCUAAGAAUGCCAGAUUCUAUUGAAAUUGGUUUUGGAGCAACAUUUUGCCUAAAGAAAGUAAAAGAACUACACUCUCUUAGAUUUAAAGCAGAUUGCAAACAGUUUUUGUUACAGUUGUUUUCCAAGCUUGAAGAGAAAAGCCCUUUAAGGAAGCGAAUUGUGCUUGGGUCCACUUGCUUAUCUCCUUCAGUGAUUGUCAAAGAUGUCAGAACCUCGAGGGCCAAGAUUGCCAUUGAAGAACUUAUUUCUCUCAAUCACCUGUCACCAGCAGAUGGGGAUGUUGUGUUAAGAGAAUAUGCUAAGUUUUGUGCACUUCCUGAUGUUCUGAAAGCAACAAAGUUCUUUAACUGGAAAAAGUAUAGCCUAGAUAAGUUUUUGUUUCAACUGCUAAGCUCGGCAAUGGAGAAUGCCCAUAACCUGUUUGUUUCUUUCAUUCAGCGUUUUUUGAUUUGCUUUCAUGGUAAUGCAGCAGUUGAGAGAAGUUUUUCUUUCAAUAAGGAGUUCUUAGUGGAAAAUCUUCAAGAGAAAUCUUUGGUUGCCCAAAGACUUGUUCAUGACCAUGUGUCUUCUCUUCCAGGUGGAAUUGAAACUUUUUCUCAUACUAUAUCUAAACAGAUGAUUUUAAACUUCAGAAAUGCUGCAUCAAAAAGAAGAGAUGACCUGAUGAAGAAGAAGAUUAAAGAGGAUGAAUCUGUGAAUGCAAGGAAAAGAGCAGCACAUGAAAUUACGCUCUUAGAAUUGAAAAAGAAAAAAGUGCUGGAAGAAAAGAAAGAAGAACUCUUAGAAAUAGACAGGGAUUUGAAAAAACUUAGGAACAAAAUAUGUUUAUAAAUGACAGACUAUAUUUCAAAUACCUGUUAGUUUCGCCUAUUUAUUUAUUUGUAAAUUAAGUCAUUAUCGAUUAUUUGGAUUUAUUUUUCAUUACCCUCCAAAGCUGCUUAAAGUAAAACUUUUUUAAGGUCAAGUUUAGCAUUUUAAACUGCAUGUGAUCCCAUUUAUUUAACAAUAAGCUUAACCGUUGAUAAGUAAACUAGACCUAUAUUCAAUAUCCGUUUUAAUUUAAUACAAUUUUUAGUAAAAAAAAGUCACCAAAAAUGACAGAAAGUGGGCUCCAAAAGUCACCAAAAGUCACUGAUUUUUGGAAAGGAAGACCAGUAGACACCCUGUUCUAGCCCUUUCAUUCCCUCUGAUACCAUAUGGCAACACAAAUUUUAAACCUCUCUUGUGAAUGCAAAUAUAAAGGAAAUUCUGUUUUUCAAAUGGUUGCCAUAUGGCCACCUCCUCAAAAUGUAUAUAAAUUUUAUUAAAUUUCUUUUUUUAAUAUAAUUGUAAUUCUAGAUACAUAUUCAUCCGUAUUUUACCUAAGAAUAUUUUUUUCAUUUUCAAUAAUUUGGGAAUGAAAGGGCUAGAACUAACAUUUAAUUACAAAGAGUAUUUAACAUACAAGUUUCCACAGAGAUUUUAUGCACAAGUAUAGAGUAAUGCUGUAAUUUAUAAUAAAAAAGUAUAACUGAUGUUAACAAAAAAAAUUACACUUUUUAAAUCGUCUGUUGACUAAAUACAGUACAAUUUCAUUACAAUAUUCAGAUAAUUUAAUUUAAAUGAUAAGAUUUUUAUUACUAUAUAAUUUUUUGUUCCUGUAAAUCUCUAGAAACAAACUUUUCAGAGGAAUUAGACCUUUCAUUAAAAAAAAAUUAAGAUAUUUUAUUUAAAAAUACAGUAUUUAAAAAACUUUUUUUUAAACCACUUGGUUUAAACCAUUGUGGUUUAAAUCAGCAAAACCUGUGAGACAUGCAGCCAACUUUGAACAUUUCAACUACCAGCCCGAAACAAAAUUAUUUUACCUGAAAAAUGGGGCCAUAUUAUCCCAGCAUUGUUGUCGCUUUGUUCAGUCGAAUUAACUUAAGGCGAUUGGUGCAUGGAAAAUAUUACGACAAAACUAAUUUAACUGUACAUAUUUAUUUUUGAUGCUUCUUUUUAAGACAUAAUAUACCUAGGAUAUUUUUAAUAAACUUUUUUUUACUGAGUUAUGUCAUUUUAAAUGCAUUUAUUUUUAUUCCAAGCCAGAAUUAUUUAGAAAACACAUAAUUAUGUUAAACUUAAGUAUAGUUCAAGAAACGAGUGUACGAAUAGGUUUCUGCACAUAUAAAAGUAAGAAGAAAAAAUUUUCAUCGUCAAAAUUACAGAUUAAUAUUGACAAUUUCCAUUGAUCACUGCUGGACUACUUCAGAAGCGAUUUAAAGAAUAAAUUUAAAUGAAAAUGAAAACAUAAUUGGCAGAACACUAUUGAGUUAUGUAUAUAUUUUCAUAUCCUUUUGUUUUUGAUACGAUCCGACUCAAAACAUGCCCUCUGGAGUGACAGUUCUAGUGCUGCGUGUAAAACUCUCGCCGCCGGGAAGAAUGUCCCCGCGACGUGGCGCUGAGGGCGGCGCUUGUCGCAACCAGGUAGUCCGGCGGAGCUCCGGCCGGCGGGCCGCAGCCUGCGGGUGGGGAGGGAGAAGAAUGGGGUGUAGAGGGAUGACGGAGAGGAGACCGAAGAAACGGACUGUCAAGGUCGCGCUCAUGGAGCUAAUAUACAGUAAUACGCGAGGUGAAGCCGGGUAUCGGCUUCCUACGCUGAAAGAAAAUGAAAAAGAGCCAAACUCGCCUCGCACGGCCGAGAAUCCUCCAAACUAAACUCGCAACAGCUCCGAAACUAUCAAAACAAUCAAACUGAAAAUUUUACUGGAGUAUCUAUAAACAUUUUCCCCACAUCGCUUUAAUAUUUUUUUCGAAACAUGAAUGCUUUCAUUUUUAAAAAUUAAAUACUUAUUUACUGCCAAAAUUUUUUGUGAUUACGCAGAGUAAAUUACAACAUCGAGGAAAAAUUUUUGUUUGCAAUUGUAAGUGGGGGACACUAGCGUAUGAAAUAAGGAAGAAGCUUCAAAUUUUAUUUAUAUACCCCUUUUGACGCAUUCAACCCCAUACUUUUAUUUUUACAGGGAGUUGAAGUGGGAAUAAUUUUUCAGUGGGUAACACUACCGACAUAUGUUUUCGGAACGCACUUCUUUUUGUUAUUAUACAUCUGAAAAUUUAUAAUUUCAUACACAACGUUUAUAAAAACGAAUUCUUACUUACCUCAUUUAAUCUAUUACAAACCUCUUGUAAUAUACGUGUAUUAGUAGAAAAACCAACGUAACAUGCAAACCUUAGGUAAACACUGGUAGAGAAUUGUUUGGAAUAACUGUAAUGCUAUGCAUAUACUGACAAUGUAAGAAACUUCCAAUUUUAUUAAUUGUUUGCAUAAGAAUUAAUAAUUUUAAAAAAAUCAUAGAAUAGGCCUAAUAGACUGAAAACCUUUCACGUAGUUUCAAGUCGCGUACAUAAAAGUUUUUUAAUAUAUAUAAUUACCAAAUAUUGUUGAAUAUAUUUAACAUUUUUAUACAUGUUACAACACACAUAUAAUAACAAACCUAUAUAGUAUAUAAAAAAACAAACGCCAAAUUUUAGCAUUUUGUAUUUCUUUUCUCUGUGUGAAUAAAAUAACAGUUCUUAACGUAGUUGCUAAUACUGUACUAUAUUUCUAAAAAAAAAUUACGAAAACCCCUGACAUCGUCACCAUAACAAUGAUAAAUUUGCAAAAUAAUUAAGGCACAUUUUUUAAUGCUACGAAGCACACUCUUAAGAGAAAUGUUUUAAACUUAUGUUGGGAUGUAACUAAUAUCUUAAAAGCAUUCUGAAACCGUUACUUUGAGGGAAACCUUAAUACACCGAACACCAUACCAUCCUUUAAUCGAGUACGAUUUUCGCUUCUUAAGACCCAUUUGUCUUCAAAAUGCACUGUACUGUGUAAGUAAUAAAUCAGUCUUAAAAUCAGUUAAUUAAUUUAUCUUCCUAUUUCGUAUUCUAAUUGAGAUAAAUAUCAGAUAAGCAUGUGUUACUUGUAUCACGACAUCAAGGUAUUAUUUAUCAGUAAUUAAUAUUUCAUUUUAUUUUUUUGUUAACUAAUGUGCAUAGGGCAGUGCACUAGACAUCACUACCUGUGUGUAGUGUUGCGUUACACUUUUUAACGCAUUAGAGUUUACAUAAAAUGAUAAAUUCAAAAUUUCGUUUAAAAGUAUAAAUAUCAGCGAUCAAUUUAAUUAAUGUCCAGUAUAACUCAGUCAGUAAAACAUUCGGAAAUAUGUAUAGGACCUGUUAACCUAAAUAUUUGUUAACAGUUAAACUGAACUAAGAUGUGUUAGAGUGGUUUUUUCUCUGUCCGUAUAUUAGAGGUAUGGAACAUCAAUAAAUAUAGUUUAAAAAACUAAAGAAA
This is a messenger RNA of Bacillus rossius redtenbacheri, 13759 nucleotides long. RefSeq lists its product as uncharacterized. Bases 8002 to 10296 code for a protein of 764 amino acids. The record is from RefSeq and is a predicted model, not a curated record. NCBI's taxonomy places the organism in Eukaryota, Metazoa, Arthropoda, Insecta, Phasmatodea, Bacillidae. The transcript has 2 exons.